AUGAAGUUUCUCCUGAUUCUUGCCUGCCUAGGAGCAGCAGUUGCUGUCCCUGUUGAUGAUGAUGACAAAAUCGUGGGGGGCUACACCUGCUCUGUCCCCUACCAGGUGUCCCUGAACUCUGGAUACCACUUCUGCGGGGGCUCCCUCAUCAACAACCAAUGGGUCGUGUCAGCUGCUCACUGCUACAAAUCCCGCAUCGAGGUGAGGCUCGGGGAACACAACAUCGAUGUGUUGGAAGGGGACGAGCAGUUCAUCAGCGCCGUUAAAAUAAUUCGCCACCCCAAAUACAAUUCAUGGAUCCUGGAUAAUGACAUUAUGCUGAUCAAGCUGGCAACCCAAGCUAACUUGAACUCCCGUGUCGCAACCAUCCCUCUUCCCUCUGCUUGUGUGGCUGCUGGGACUCAGUGUCUGAUUUCUGGGUGGGGAAACACCCUCAGUAGUGGCUCUAACUACCCCGAGCUUCUCCAGUGUCUGGAUGCUCCAGUCCUGACUAACGCUGUGUGCAGUGCUGCUUACCCAGGGGAAAUCACUGAAAACAUGAUCUGCGUGGGAUUCCCCGAGGGUGGCAAAGACUCCUGCCAGGGCGAUUCUGGUGGCCCAGUUGUGUGCAACGGUGAGCUCCAAGGAAUUGUGUCCUGGGGGAUUGGGUGUGCUCUGCAGGGUUACCCUGGAGUCUACACCAAGGUCUGCAACUAUGUUAACUGGAUCGAGAAGACCAUUGCUGCCAACUGAGACAUCCAUCUCCUGCUGGUUUCCUGGUGACAUUUCCUUCCCUCCCCCUUUAAUUCAUCUUUGAA
Molecule: messenger RNA, 797 nt
Organism: Caretta caretta (loggerhead turtle)
Lineage: Eukaryota; Metazoa; Chordata; Testudines; Cheloniidae
Product: anionic trypsin
Biological process (GO): proteolysis
Molecular function (GO): serine-type endopeptidase activity
Source: RefSeq, a predicted model, not a curated record